Molecule: messenger RNA, 963 nt
Organism: Schistosoma turkestanicum
Lineage: Eukaryota; Metazoa; Platyhelminthes; Trematoda; Strigeidida; Schistosomatidae
Source: the annotation of a GenBank genome assembly
AUGUGUGAUGCAAAAUAUGGCAUUGUUAAUACUAUGUCUAAUACGAAUUCUAUUGUAGAUAAAAUUGAUGCAACUGCACUUGCACUUUCUUCUAUUAGUAUAUGCCUUAAUCCAAUUUUAUUAUUAUACAUAUUUGAUGUCAGCAUUGGAACACAUUUUCUCGGUAUAUUGAUCAUGUUACAAAUGACAUUUGAAUGGCUUGCUUCAGUUACUGGUAUGUUUUAUGCAUUUUGUCCAAGCAUCAAAACUGAUCAAUUAUGGCUACGACUUAUUGUAUGUCAUAUGUGGACAAGUACAUUUAUGUACAAUUUAUUCAUUAUGUUUAGUAAAUAUAACUCUAUGUCAAUGUUGAUAGAACGAUGUUUUCACUUAUUCCAUCCAAAUAAAAACAUACUCGAUUAUCCACGAACCAUAUUUGCAUCGUAUUGUUUUGCAAUGGUAUACAUUACAGCAAUCAAUUUGCGAUUUACUGCUGUGGUACAAAUGGAUUCAAAUGGUAUAUGUAGAAUUGUUGGAAAAAAUCAAACUGAUGAAUUUCAUAAUCAACAAUUACUAGUUUUCAGUUAUUUAUGUCUAGUAUUACUAUUGAUACUGCCAGCUAUAGUCAUGACAACAUGUUACCUUUUAAUGUUUAUUCGUUACAUUAAAUUAAAACGUACAAAUAAAAAUUUCAGUGGUUUCAAUUCAUCUAAUCAACAACAUAUUCUAACGUUACUUAUAAUUAUUUGGUCUUUUGAAUCAACAACAGCAAAUAUUUUAGAUAUGGUUGUUUUUUAUUAUUUUCAAAAUUAUCGUUACACUAAUGUAUCAUUGAUUAUUUUUGCUACAACUGAACUUGUACGUAUAUCCUAUUUUGUCAGUCGAACACUUAGUUUAAGUAUUUUCAUUCAACCUAUUCGUGCGAAAUUUAUUGAACAUAUCACAUUUAUUACCGGUUCUUGUUUAAGAAUAAUUAAACGUUAA